UAUCCUUCGGAGACUGCCUCGCGCCCUAGUUGGAGCCAAUUAUCCCCGGGUCAUCGUCGUCGUCGCCAAAUACUUGUGGGGGCGUGAAAGGAACUCCUAACCUGCCACGAGCGGCGAAGACCAACUCCGCAAUGCGACUGGACAACUUGAUGCAGGACCUGAGAAUUGAGAUCCAAGCCAAACCUUGUAACAAUAUCAGAGAGCGUAACACUUCUUCCUGCAGCCAUCCUCAGUUGUAGGUCAAAACAUAUACUCACCUUGGAGGGACAGUGUCACAGUGUUGAAAAUCACGGUUACACAUACCCGAUUAUCAUCACAGACGCGCGCUGCGGCGAUAUUUGGUGGUAGGGUCCCUACCAUGGGAUCGAGAAUGAGCAAAAAAGGUAGUAUCAUGGGCAACGUGACCGGCCCUCCCAAGGCUAUGCCACUCCAUUUAUUGGAAGAAAUUACGGAUGGUUUCUCUAAGGACCGGAAACUUGGUGGGGGUACGUAUGGAGAUGUUUACCUGGGAGUGCAUAAAGAUGGAGAAAAGAUCGCUGUGAAGGUUCUUAAAAACGAUCUCGACCUUGAUGAUAUGGAAUUUGAGAAGGAGUAUCACAACAUUGCAAGUCUUCACCACAAAAAUAUUGUCCGGUUAAUUGGCUAUUGCCAUGAAACGCGGAAGGAAUUCAUGACGCACAAUGGAAGAACUGUUUUUGCUGAAAAGACUAAGAGGAUGCUUUGCUUCGAGUAUAUGCACAACGGAAGCCUUGACAAAUUUAUUUCUGAUGAAUCUAAUGGACAUAAUUGGCUUACACGUUAUGCAAUAAUUAAGGGGAUAUCCGAGGGUCUAGAAUAUCUUCAUGAGAAAUUAAAUCCUCCUAUGUAUCAUUUAGAUUUGAAACCGGCCAAUGUAUUGUUGGACGAGAACAUGUCACCAAAAAUCGCCGAUUUUGGCUUAUCAAGGCUGGUCGGAGGAGAUAAAACACACUUUACGGAAAACCGUAUAGGAACACUUGGGUACAUACCACCGGAGCACAUAGAUGCAGGUGCGAUCUCAACUAAGUCUGAUGUAUACAGUUUCGGUGUGGUGAUCAUAAAGAUAAUGGCAGGGCCAGAUGGCUACCGUAGAAGUAGUGAAAUAUCUUCCCAACAAUUCAUCGACCUUGUACAUACGUACUGGAUGAAUAGGAUACAUGCAACAUCAGUAGGCAUGUAUUCUAUACAAGUAAGGAGAUGCAUAGAAAUAGCUUUAAGCUGUGUGGAGACUGAUCGAGACAAAAGGCCAAGUAUUGGGUUAAUUGUCACCGGUCUUAAUAAGACGGAAUCUGGGAGCCAUGUUCUUGAUGCAUUAAGAAGUCAGCCAAGCUUACCGACAAGCCAGCUGUGCCCUUGCAUUACCACCGAUGAUAUGCUGGAUCUCCUGAAAGAAAAAUUGAUCUCUUAUCAACUUCGCAUAACUUACAACAGAAGUACGCCACACUUAGUAACAAUAACAACCGCUUGUGAUCCGGAAGUUGGUACGUCAAAAUCUGAGGUCCGUUUUGCAAAUCAACUAAGUUCACAUGCUAUAUGUCUUAAUUAUCCGUGCAUCACGAUAUUGUCUAAUAUUUAUUCUUUGGUUCACGCUAUUGUUUUCUUACCUACUGCUAUGGGUAGUUCAUUAUCCGGCAGCCGGUCAGACCAAGAAUCAAGAUCAUAGACUACAGGGAGGGUUUGACAGAGGCGUUUAGCAUGGAUGCACAUUCAACAAAGCCAUGGAUAUUGCUAGGUCAUU
Lolium perenne is the source of this 1756-nucleotide messenger RNA. The record is from RefSeq and is a predicted model, not a curated record. NCBI's taxonomy places the organism in Eukaryota, Viridiplantae, Streptophyta, Magnoliopsida, Poales, Poaceae.